Molecule: messenger RNA, 1711 nt
Organism: Ornithorhynchus anatinus (platypus)
Lineage: Eukaryota; Metazoa; Chordata; Mammalia; Monotremata; Ornithorhynchidae
Exons: 7
Coding region: 83-1711 (542 amino acids)
Source: RefSeq, a predicted model, not a curated record
AUUAUGGAGGAGGUGGACCUGUGUGUGCAGUCUGGUGCUAAACAUCAUCCUUCGACCCAGAAAGCAACACAGCUGCAGCCACAUGUCUAGUACCGAUUGGCCGUUCUCCCAGCGAGUCACUUCCCCCACCCCCGUGAAGCCUCAGCUUCGCCCACGGUUAAACCUCCCAACCAACUGCCCGGAGCUCACUGGUCCUGCCAAGAUGAUCCUGCCACAGCUCAUCGUUGUGGUUUCCCUUUGCGCUGGUGCGAACGGACAAAGAGCGCAGAAUCGGCUUGAUACGGAGAUCAGCAGGAAAAUGGGCAAAACAGUCAGUAUCGACUGCAAAGCGGAUUUGACUAAUUUUAGGAGUAAUUAUAUUCACUGGUACUACCAGAGAGCUGGCCAAGCCCCAGAGCGGAUUCCCUAUGUCUCGAAAGACGAUAAGGUUUCUUUUGAUCAAGAAAAGAGUAAAACUAAAUUUGAGACCCAAAAAAGAGAUUCGUCCUAUUAUUUAAGAAUACACAAGCUUGUUGAAGAGGAUGCGGGGAUGUACUACUGUGCCUACUGGGAUGUCACAACAGCGAUAGCUGCACCCACAUGUUCAAUGCCAAUUGGUUGUUUCCUCAACAAGUCACUUCCCCCGCCACUAGUGAGACUUCAGCAUCAUUUACAGUUAAAUCUUCCGUUCGACUGUCCAGAGCCCGCAGGUCCUGUCAGGAUGAUCCUGCCACAGCUCAUCAUCAUGGUUUCCCUUUGGGCUGAUACAAAUGGACAAAGAGGGCAGAAUCACUUUGGCAGAGUGGUCAGCAAUAAAAAGGGCAACUCAGUUUUUGUAAACUGCCAAAUGGAUUUGACUAAGGAUAUUACCUAUAUUCACUGGUACCGCCAGAGAGCUGACCAAGCCCCAGAGCGGAUUCUUUACAUCACAAAAGAUAACCAAGUUACUUUCGAUCAAAAAAAGUUUGAAACUAAAUUUGUUGCCCAAAGAAAAGUGUCCUCCUGUCAUCUCAGAAUACCCAAGCUUGAUGAAGAGGAUGCGGGGAUGUACUACUGUGCCUACUGGGAUGACACAGUGACCGAAAGUCCGCAACAACCGCACAAAAACACCUUCUUCCUUCUUCACCCACAAUUAGUUCUGGCUUGGUUUGAAUUGGUUGAACUGGUUUGGUUAUAUCUAAUGAAACUGAACCCUGUCAAAGACAAUGGCAUCUUCACCAUUAUGUCCACAAUUAUCAAAGCAUUACGGAGCUGGUGGACCUAUGCGAGCAGCCUCGUGUUAAAUAUCAUGCUUCAAACCAGACAGCGACAUCAGUGCAACCGCAUGUUCAACGCCAAUUGGCUGUUCCCUCAGAUGAUUCUGCUGCAGCUCAUCAUGGUGGCAUCCCUUUGGGCUGGUGCAAAUGGACAAAUAGGACAGAAUCAACUUGGCGCAGUGAUAAGCAAGAAAGAGGGCAGGUCAGUCACCGUUGACUGCAAAGCAAAUUUUAAGAGUGAUUAUAUUCACUGGUACCUCCAGGGAGCUGACCAAGUCCCAAAGAGGAUUCUUUAUAUCUAUAAAGAUAAGGUUUUUACGGAUCAAGAAAAGGAAAAAACUAAAUAUGAAGCCCCCCCAAAAGAUUCCUCCUAUCAUCAUCUAAGAAUACACAGGCUUGUUGAAAAGGAUUCUGGGAUGUACUACUGUGCCUACUGGAAUGACACAGUGACAGGAAAUAUAGAUCGACUGCACUAA